AUGGCUCCAUCACGAAUAGAGGAUUCUAAUCUGAGCACUUUGGACACAAAACGGACAGAAACUCGAAUCAAACCGAAACUUCUGCUUUCUCAGCUGCCCAGCGAUGAGAUGAACACAGUGGACUUUCGUGGAUCAUCCUUCUUUAAAAUGAACGAGAACCUCCCCACAACAGAUGAAGUUAUGGCCAUGUCAAAUUACCCUGACAAGACAUUUUAUAGCCCACCUCCUGUUAUUUUUGAACGUCUUGGCUUGCUGGUGAAAUUCGGUCGACGCGUUACAGUUGCUGAAGCUCAAUGUAUGUGGGCAGUUCGAAAGCUGUUUGGCGAUAAAGUACCGGUUCCGGAGGUUUUUGGCUGGCGGGUUCAAAACACGGUCGUCUUUAUCUACAUGCAGCUAAUCCGUGGAGAUACCCUAGCUGACAGGUGGGAUAACCUGUCGGAGGAGAAUAGACUAUCUAUCUGCCGUGAUCUCCGUGGAAUGAUCACAUCCCUGCGGGAACUGCAGUACGAUGAUACUUGUGGCCCAUUUAUUGGGUCCAUUAAUCGACGAAAUGUUCGUGAUUAUAUCUUUUUAACUCGUCCACUUGGAGGACCAUUCGAAACUGCUGAACAGUUUCAUGACUGGAUAGCCUCUUUACCACUUAUUGGACUCUCGGUCCCUAGUGAUUAUGUUGAUCCCUACCGGCCAUACUUACCUGACAACGCGGCCAUAAAGUUUACACAUGCGGAUGUACAUGCUCGCAACGUUAUUAUAUCCCGAGACAGUUCUCCCAAGGUCCUUGCACUUAUAGAUUGGGAACAGUCUGGCUGGUAUCCAGAGUAUUGGGAGUGGUGUAAAGCCUGCUAUACCUCUGACUACAAUGGAGAGUGGAGAAAAAAAUGGAUAUCAAAAUUUUUAACUCCCUACCAUGAUGAGUUUGAUAUUUUUGGUGAAUAUAUCCAUUUCAUGGGGGCCAUGUAG
Messenger RNA from Trichophyton verrucosum HKI 0517, 960 nucleotides. RefSeq lists its product as uncharacterized. The transcript is spliced from 2 exons. The record is from RefSeq and is a predicted model, not a curated record. The coding region runs from base 1 to 960 and encodes 319 amino acids. NCBI's taxonomy places the organism in Eukaryota, Fungi, Ascomycota, Eurotiomycetes, Onygenales, Arthrodermataceae.